AUGGCGGCUUCGGAAACAGUUCUACGGGUUCCAUUGGGAACUUUAUCUACAUCUUGUUAUCUUGCUUCUUUCCUUGUUAACUCGACUCCUAGUCUCUCAUUUAAACCGGUUAGUCGAAAUAGAACGGGGUUAAGGUGUACAAACUUGCAUGAGAUCUCAAGAGUCUCAAAAUCCUUGGCGCGAGGAAAUUCGUUGCACAGUCCGAACUGUGGUUUUAAGGGUAAGAAAUUGGUUUUCACGAUAUGCAAAUGCCAAAAACAUGAUGUUGAGGAGAACAUCAGAUCCACGUUACUUCCUUCUGAGGGCUUGAGCAAUGAAUUGAAAAGCGAUUUGGAUGAAAUGCCUCUACCUGUAAACGGAAGUCUUUCAUCUAAUGGUAACGUACCAUCGGCUGGACCAAAAUCUAUAGAGGAUGAAGCGUGGGAUCUGUUGAGGCAGUCCAUUGUUUACUAUUGUGGCAGUCCUAUUGGAACGAUUGCUGCGAAUGACCCGAACUCUACUAGCGUUCUGAAUUAUGAUCAGGUCUUCAUUCGUGAUUUCAUACCCUCGGGGAUUGCCUUUCUACUUAAAGGAGAGUAUGAUAUUGUUCGUAAUUUCAUCCUUUACACCCUCCAAUUACAGAGUUGGGAGAAAACCAUGGAUUGCCAUAGCCCUGGUCAAGGUUUGAUGCCUGCUAGUUUCAAGGUGAAAACUGUUCCUCUUGAUGGUGAUGAUUCAAUGACAGAAGAAGUGUUGGAUCCUGAUUUUGGGGAAGCAGCAAUUGGACGUGUUGCCCCAGUUGAUUCUGGCUUGUGGUGGAUUAUAUUGUUGAGAGCAUAUGGAAAAUGCACAGGUGAUCUUUCCGUGCAGGAAAGAGUUGAUGUGCAGACCGGAAUCAAGAUGAUCUUAAAGCUUUGUCUUGCGGAUGGUUUUGAUAUGUUCCCUACUCUAUUAGUCACUGACGGGUCCUGCAUGAUAGACCGUCGAAUGGGAAUCCAUGGUCAUCCCCUGGAGAUUCAGGCACUGUUUUAUUCAGCUCUGGUCUGUGCACGUGAGAUGCUUACCCCAGAGGAUGGAUCAGCUGAUCUAAUCCGAGCUCUCAACAAUCGUCUUGUUGCAUUAUCUUUCCACAUUAGGGAAUACUACUGGUUGGACCUGAAAAAGAUAAAUGAAAUAUACCGUUACCAAACUGAAGAAUACUCUUACGACGCGGUUAAUAAAUUCAACAUAUAUCCAGAUCAGAUCCCAUCAUGGUUAGUGGACUUUAUGCCCAACAGAGGAGGAUAUUUGAUUGGAAACCUUCAACCCGCGCACAUGGAUUUCAGAUUCUUUUCUUUGGGGAACCUUUGGUCUAUAGUGAGCAGUUUGGCUACAAAUGAUCAAUCACAUGCAAUUCUUGAUUUUGUCGAAGCCAAAUGGGCAGAACUAGUAGCAGAUAUGCCAUUCAAGAUUUGUUACCCUGCUAUGGAAGGUGAAGAAUGGCGAAUAAUAACCGGAAGUGAUCCAAAGAACACUCCUUGGUCUUAUCACAAUGGAGGUGCCUGGCCAACUUUGUUAUGGCAGCUGACAGUAGCAAGCAUCAAAAUGGGUAGACCAGAGAUUGCAGAAAAGGCGGUUGAGUUAGCCGAGAGACGGAUUUCUAUUGACAAAUGGCCCGAGUACUACGACACCAAAAGAGCAAGAUUCAUCGGUAAACAGGCACGGCUUUACCAGACUUGGUCCAUCGCGGGUUACCUCGUGGCCAAGCUCCUCUUGGCAAAUCCAUCGGCAGCAAACUUCCUCACUAGUGAAGAGGAUUCGGAUCUGAGAAACGCAUUCUCAUGCAUGAUCAGUGCUAACCCGAGAAGGACACGAGGACGCAAAAAGGCUCAACAACCAUUUAUUGUAUGA
This is a messenger RNA of Arabis nemorensis, 1869 nucleotides long. The record is from the annotation of a GenBank genome assembly. Lineage: Eukaryota; Viridiplantae; Streptophyta; Magnoliopsida; Brassicales; Brassicaceae.